Lampris incognitus (smalleye Pacific opah) is the source of this 1182-nucleotide messenger RNA. Its product is annotated as thyrotropin-releasing hormone receptor-like. Bases 1 to 1182 code for a protein of 393 amino acids. The record is from RefSeq and is a predicted model, not a curated record. The transcript has 2 exons. Gene Ontology annotation, biological process: phospholipase C-activating G protein-coupled receptor signaling pathway. Gene Ontology annotation, molecular function: thyrotropin-releasing hormone receptor activity. Lineage: Eukaryota; Metazoa; Chordata; Actinopteri; Lampriformes; Lampridae. Gene Ontology annotation, cellular component: membrane.
AUGGAAAAUCACACAACCCCCGAUCAGAACGACAGUCUCGCCCACGUUGUGAAUUUGACGGAGAUGCCGCUGAACCCCGUCGAGGAGCAGGUCAUCACCAUACUGCUGACGACGGUCAUCUGCGGGGUCGGGAUAGCCGGGAACGUCAUGGUGGUGCUGGUGGUCCUCCGCACCAAGCACAUGGUGACCCCGACCAACUGCUACCUCGUCAGCCUGGCCAUAGCGGACCUCAUCGUGCUCCUGGCCGCCGGUUUACCCAACAUCUCCGACGCCGUGUCCUUCUGGAUAUACGGCUACACCGGCUGCCUGUGCAUAACCUACCUUCAGUACCUGGGCAUCAACGUGUCCUCUUGCUCCAUCACCGCGUUCACCAUCGAGCGCUACAUCGCCAUAUGCCACUCCAUCAAGGCCCAGUUCAUAUGCACCAUCUCCCGGGCCAAGAGGAUCAUCGCCGGCGUCUGGAUCUUCACCUCGCUGUACUGCAUCAUGUGGUUCUUUCUGGUGGACACGGACGAGACCGUCUACGCCAACGGCGUGGUGGUCACCUGUGGCUACCGGGUGUCCAGGAACCUCUACAUGCCCAUUUAUUUCCUGGACUUCACUUUGUUUUACGUGGUCCCCCUCGUCGUGGCCACCGCGCUGUACGGGCUCAUCGCCAGGAUUCUGUUCAUGAGCCCCCUGCCGUCGCAUCUGAGCGAGCGGGCCGGCGGAGGGGGCUUGGUCCACCGGGGGCAUUCGCACGGCCCCGUCACCUCCAACAAGGGCGCAGUCUCGGCACGAAAACAGGUCACAAAGAUGCUAGCUGUGGUGGUGGCCCUCUUCGCCCUGCUCUGGAUGCCGUACCGGACUCUGGUGGUGGUCAACUCGCUUACAGACCCACCUUACCACAACACCUGGUUCCUGCUCUUCUGCCGGAUGUGCAUCUACACCAACAGCGCCAUCAACCCCAUCGUGUACAACCUCAUGUCCCAGAAGUUUCGUUUGGCUUUCAAGAGGCUGUGCCGGUGCAAAGGGGAGCACAAGGAGAAGGUGACCAGCCAGCGAGCGGCGGUGUAUUACAGCGUCAUCAAGGACUCGUCCCACGAGAGCCACGAGACUGCGGCGGGGCCCAAAGAUGACCCGGACCACAGGAAGUUCGACUUCACAGAAAAUGACACGCGCACGGCGUUUAGCGUCGCCUGA